Nipponia nippon (crested ibis) is the source of this 765-nucleotide messenger RNA. It is a transcript of the gene DDX28, whose product is annotated as DEAD-box helicase 28. Lineage: Eukaryota; Metazoa; Chordata; Aves; Pelecaniformes; Threskiornithidae. Gene Ontology annotation, molecular function: ATP binding; nucleic acid binding; RNA helicase activity. The record is from RefSeq and is a predicted model, not a curated record.
AUGGUGCUGGACGAGGCGGACGCCCUGGUGGGCGACGACUCCUUCACGGCGCCGCUGGAGGAGAUCCUGGCAGCCGCGCCCCUGGCCGCCGGCGCCCCCGGGCCGGCCGGCCCCGGGGAGGCGAGGACCCAGGUGGUGGUGGUCGGAGCCACCUUCCCCGCAGGGCUGAGCGAGACGCUGGGGAAGUUCACCGACGUGGGCCGGUUUGUCACCCUCGCCACCCAGCGCCUGCACCACCUGCCACCCCACGUCCAGCAGAAGUUUGUCCGCCUCAAAGGCCGGGACAAGCUGCCCGAACUGCUGCAGCUACUCAAGGAGCGCCCGGCGUCCGGUGGGGCUGUUCUCAUCUUCUGCAACAGUGCCAGCACUGUCAACUGGCUGGGCUAUAUCCUAGAUGACCACAAAAUCAAGCACCUGAGGUUGCAGGGACAGAUGUCAGCAGCUGCUAGAGCUGGCAUCUUUGCCUCCUUCCAGAAGGGUGAUGUGUCUGUCCUUGUCUGCACUGACCUUGCCUCGCGGGGGCUGGACACCAGCAGCGUGCAGCUAGUGGUCAACUAUGACUUCCCAGACAACCUGCAGGACUACCUGCACCGCGUGGGGCGAGUUGGACGGGUUGGAAGCAAGGCGCCUGGAGCCGUGGUUAGUUUUGUCACCCAUCGGUGGGAUGUGGACCUGGUGCGGAAAAUAGAGACUGCAGCCCGGAAAAGGGCAGGUCUCCCAGGCAUGGACUCCUCCAUUAAUAAGCCUCCACCUAAAGGAGGUUGA